Messenger RNA from Vigna angularis (adzuki bean), 1051 nucleotides. RefSeq lists its product as uncharacterized. The transcript is spliced from 3 exons. NCBI's taxonomy places the organism in Eukaryota, Viridiplantae, Streptophyta, Magnoliopsida, Fabales, Fabaceae. The coding region runs from base 494 to 907 and encodes 137 amino acids. The record is from RefSeq and is a predicted model, not a curated record.
ACAAAACGCUGUUGACCCACUAUAUUGCCUCAGUUCUACGAGGAAACGAGUCAGAAACCUCUGCCACCUCGUAGUCUCUUACAAGCUCCUUCACCCACUCAAACUUGGCGUACUCGAACGGAGCCCCUUCCAAAACCCUAACCACUCUAAAGCCCAAUCUUGAGCCCGAACUGCAACAUUCCCCUUCGGCGUCGCCUUCAGAAUCUCCCCCGCUAGAUCCAAUGUCGUUCUUCCACGGUCAUCCGCCACCUCAGGAAGGGUUUGCCUUUGCUCACUAUACAACAGGCAAGGCUCCUUACCAUUUGCGUGUUCAUGUUGCUGCUGAUAGGAAAUGGCGUACCCUGAAAUUUCAGUUUUUUGUCACCAAAGACAUUCUGUUUAUUUUUCUGUCUGUUCAACUUGUAGGUGAUUUGUUUCUAUUUGUCUAGCUAUGUAUAUACUUGUCCAUUUGUACUUUGUGAGUGCGUAUAGCUAAUCUGAUUCAACCCCUUCAAUGCUUAUGCAGGUCAUUGCAUCACUAACAUAUUUGGUUUAUUUAAUUGAUGAUUAUCUACAAUAUUGGCUUCGUCUUCUCUGGGGUUUUGAUAGUGAAAUGCGCUUUUACUACAUAUGUGGAGCUCUAUUAUUUUUCACACUACUUGGCUUAUCUGGGUGCUUCAUUACUUGUUAUGAACGAAGAGUUCGCAAUGAUUUAGCUCAACCUUGUAGAGAGUUAUGUCUUUGUUGCUGUCAACCUGGAGUUUGUGCAGACUGUCAUUUGCCUGACACUCUUUGUAUGUGGACUGAUUGCACCACUUGCUUUGGGAGUUGUGGAACCAUGGCAACUGAAUGUGCUGGCUGUUUGGGGGGUGCUGGUGAAGCAGGGCUACCAUUACUCAUAUUGCCGAGUAUGUUUUUGGAGUUGUAAUUAGGAUGGGAUUAGUUGACAAGAAGUGUUGGUCUCUCGACAAACAUACACUAUUAUCAGCAUUUUAUGAAAAUUAAAUUUUACCAAUCUAACUUGGAUGAAAGUUUUAAGGCUUAAUACCCUUGAUGGUCCCUAUUUUUGUCA